AUGACCUACUCACUAGAUAUUCGCUUAGGAGGUAUAGUUCUCAUGUACGUUUACUCGAUCGAUACCACUACGGUUGCAAGUGUUCUAGGUCUCUCGCAUCGUAGCCUCGAUCGAUGGUAUAAACAUUUACGAACGACAGGCAAUGUUCUUAAAGCAAACACCAAGGCGAAAUCGUCUAGGUGGCCUCGUGAUGUGUGUGCGUUCGUACAAACGUACGUGAAUGCGCAUCCGUGCUUCUACUUUGAAGAGCUACGCUACGAAUUACGCAAGCGCUACCGGGACUCAAUUGGCGUAUCCGACGCGACAAUCUGCAGAGCCCUUCGAUUCGACCUCAAAUUGACAAGAAAAGUUCUAACAAAGCGCGCGCGAGAGAGAGUGUUCCACGCGAAAGGCGAGAUUAUGUUAGCCGUCUUAAUCCUUUCUACAGCGACCCUGAUCAACUCGUCUUCGUCGACGAAACAUCAAAGGACAGAAGAUCUGCUCUACGUCAUUAUGGUUGGUCUGCAAGAUAUACACCGGCACAUGUAA
Phytophthora nicotianae INRA-310 is the source of this 528-nucleotide messenger RNA. RefSeq lists its product as hypothetical. Bases 1 to 528 code for a protein of 175 amino acids. Lineage: Eukaryota; Oomycota; Peronosporomycetes; Peronosporales; Peronosporaceae. The record is from RefSeq and is a predicted model, not a curated record. The transcript has 2 exons.